AUGAUUAAGACACUCUGUUGGAAUGCAAGGAGUAUUAAUACUCUUGGUUCUCUGGAAAGAUUACAAACUCUCAAGAAACUUCACAAUCUGUCAAUGAUUGCUAUUCUUGAACCCUUUGCUGACAACUCUCAUCUCAACAGUUAUAGAAUCAAAUUGAACAUGGAAAAUGCCUGCUGCAAUUCUAAUGGGAAGAUUUGGUUAUUCUGGACUGCUGAAAUAAAUCUUAAUAUUUUGGAAUCUGAGGAUCAGCACAUCACAGGAACUAUGCUACAUGUGGAAAUCAAAGAUAAGUUUUUGAUCACGAUUGUGUAUGCCAAAUCUUGUGGAUUAAUGGACCUUGGGUACACGAGUCAGAGGUAUACGUGGUGCAAUCAAAGGAAUGAAGAGGCCAGAGUGUGGAAGAGGCUUGAUAGAGCUAUGGUCAAUGACAACUGGUUACAAGGAAUCCCUCAAACUGUUAUUACCCAUCUCCCUUCAGUGGGGUCUGAUCAUUGUCCCUUAUUGAUGGAGAUUGUAGAUAAAGUGAAGCAACCUAUCAAAUAUUUCAAGUUCUUGCACUGCUGGACUGAACAUGAGGAGUUUAAUAAUGUGGUUAAAGCUUGCUGGGACAGGGAUGUGGAAGGUAAUCCUAUGUGGAGAUUACAGCAGAAAAUAAAGAGAUUGACUGUUACUCCUAGUAAUUGGUCCAGAACAACAUUUGGAGACAUUUUCAGCAUUGUUCGACAUCAUGAGGAGAGAGUUAGAGUGGUUGAGGAAGCAUUGAUUGUUAAUAAUUCUGCUGAAAAUAGAGCAGACUUACACAGGAUUAAUGCCAGGUACAUCAAAUACUUGAAGUUGGAAGAUUUUAUCCUCAAACAGAAGACUCAAUUGCAGUGGUUUAAAGAUGGUGACACCAACUCCAAGUACUUUCAUGCCAUUAUGAGAGGUCGAAGAAGGAAACUUUUUAUCCACAGGUCUGUAUAG
This is a messenger RNA of Solanum stenotomum, 963 nucleotides long. RefSeq lists its product as uncharacterized. The transcript is spliced from 2 exons. The record is from RefSeq and is a predicted model, not a curated record. Bases 1 to 963 code for a protein of 320 amino acids. NCBI's taxonomy places the organism in Eukaryota, Viridiplantae, Streptophyta, Magnoliopsida, Solanales, Solanaceae.